This is a messenger RNA of Xyrauchen texanus (razorback sucker), 2312 nucleotides long. Its product is annotated as metalloreductase STEAP2-like. Gene Ontology annotation, biological process: copper ion import. The transcript is spliced from 5 exons. Gene Ontology annotation, cellular component: plasma membrane; endosome. NCBI's taxonomy places the organism in Eukaryota, Metazoa, Chordata, Actinopteri, Cypriniformes, Catostomidae. Bases 161 to 1639 code for a protein of 492 amino acids. Gene Ontology annotation, molecular function: ferric-chelate reductase (NADPH) activity; cupric reductase (NADH) activity. The record is from RefSeq and is a predicted model, not a curated record.
GCGUAAUUUAAAGAUCCAUUUACCCCUGCACUGGAAAAUAUGUAGACACACUUUAGAUUCUUAUUUGAAUCAUAUUAAAGCAUUGUUUCCAAUUGAGCAAAUCACCGUCGGCACACAAACAGUGUCUUAAGAUCCAGCGCAAGUUGCUUCAUACCUGAAAAUGGACUCCAUUUCCAUGCUGGGCAGUAGUCCGAACAGUCCCAAAGUUUGCUUCCUUCCCAACGGGCUGAAGAAUGGGUCCAAGGAGGGACCCAGCAAACACACAGUUGCCAUCAUUGGUUCUGGGGACUUCUCCAAAAGCCUGACCAUCCGGCUGCUCCGCAGUGGCUUUCACGUGGUGGUGGGAAGUCGGCAACCCAAGAGGGCUGCCGAAUCGUUCCCACACGUGGUGGAUGUGACCCAUAAUGAGGAUGCAGUAGGGAAGGCCACCAUUGUGUUCCUGGCCAUUCGAAGAGAGCAUUAUUCUUCCCUUUGGGACAUCAAACACUUGUUGGUGGGGAAAAUACUGGUGGACGUCAGCAAUAACAGACGGGUGAACCAGUAUCCAGAAUCAAAUGCAGAGUACUUAGCCUCCCUCUUCUCAGAAUCCAUUGUGGUCAAAGGAUUCAAUGUGAUCUCAUCAUGGGCCAUGCAGUCAGGCCCCAGAGACUCUAGUCGACAGGUCUAUAUUUGCAGUAAUUCAGUGGAUGCUCGACAGCAGCUUAUUCAGAUGGCCCGUCAACUUAAUUUCAUCCCUGUGGACAUGGGCGCCCUGUCCUCUGCCAAAGAGAUUGAGAACAUGCCCUUACAUCUCUUUACAGCCUGGAAAGGGCCUGUUUUGACAGCAGUCGCCCUUUCCAUUUUCUUCUUUGCCUAUUCCUUUGUGCGGGACAUUAUCCAUCCUUAUUUAAAGACCAGACAGAGUUUUUUUUACAAGAUUCCUAUAGAGAUUGUGAACAGAACGCUGCCUAUGGUGGCCAUAGUUCUGCUAGCGCUGGUGUAUUUAGCAGGACAGCUAGCAGCUGUGUACCAGCUCAUCUAUGGGACAAAGUACCGCCGUUUCCCACCCUGGUUGGAGGGCUGGCUGGAGAGCCGCAAACAGCUUGGCUUGUUGAGUUUCUUCUUUGCCUGCAUACACGUGCUAUACAGCCUCUGCCUGCCAAUGAGACGCUCAGAGAGAUAUCUGGUGCUCAACAUGGCCUAUCAACAGGUACAUGCGAACAUAGAGAACUCAUGGAAUGAAGAGGAAGUUUGGAGGGUGGAGAUGUAUGUUUCCUUUGGCAUUAUGGGUCUGGGUCUUCUCUCUCUAUUGGCCGUCACAUCCAUUCCCUCGAUCCACAAUGCUCUCAAUUGGCGAGAGUUUAGUUUCAUCCAGUCCACUCUAGGUUAUAUCGCCCUGCUCAUAUCCACGUUCCACGCCCUGCUUUUCGGUUGGCAGCGGGCAUUUCUGGAGGAGUCUUAUCGCUUCUACAUGCCACCCAAUUUUGUAUUGGCACUGGUUCUCCCUGUCACCGUGAUAAUCGGAAAAAUCGUGUUGCUGUUUCCCUGUGUGAGUUGCAGGCUUAAGCGGAUCAGACGUGGAUUAGACUCCAAUCAAAACAACACCAACAACGAGAGACCUGCUGCCCACAUUUCACCCGAAAGGGUCACAAUCAUGUAACCGUACUGCUGUUUCUAGUGCUAAUCAUAUACUCAUUGUGCCCAACCAAUAGACAUUCCUUCUGUAAGAUAAAAACAAACAUUUCAAGUGCUUUCAGGACACAAAGAUUUGUUUGUAGAAAGCGUUCCAACUGUUUUAUGAAUAGGAGUUCAGUUGGAACUGGACUGGCAAAAUGGAACAAAAUGUGAAUUCAUGUGACUACAAGAGCUGGUUCUGGUAGGGUGGUAGUCAUGUGACUGGAUGCCCUGUUGAAGGUCCUAAGGCCUUUUUUGAAGAAAUGUUAUGUUAGUUUAAUUAUGUAACAGACUUGCAGUUUGAUUGGGUCUUAUACAACUUUUAAAUUAAAGUGAUUUGUGACAUAUUCUGGUUUUUAUCACUUUAAGCAUCACUGUAUAACACAGGUACAAUUUUAGUGUUGAAUUCAAGUUUUGGGUAUUGGAUAAGUAUGUCUUAUUUCACCAUGACAUUUGGCAAAUCAACCUAAAAAGUUAAAACACAGUGACAAAGACCUGCAAAGACUCAUGCUAAAAAUGACCGUCUCCCUCUUUUCUACACUGUUUCUUGUGAACUGUCUUGAAAACAACUGUGUGUCGCUUAUCUUGUUGCGCAACACUGUCUGCCUCCGAUGUUCUGUGUUAUCACAAAGUCACUUUAUGUUUGGUGGGUACCAAUA